This is a messenger RNA of Aspergillus fumigatus Af293, 1341 nucleotides long. RefSeq names its product putative MFS transporter. Bases 1 to 1341 code for a protein of 446 amino acids. Gene Ontology annotation, cellular component: membrane. Gene Ontology annotation, molecular function: transmembrane transporter activity. The transcript is spliced from 3 exons. Gene Ontology annotation, biological process: transmembrane transport. The record is from RefSeq and is a predicted model, not a curated record. NCBI's taxonomy places the organism in Eukaryota, Fungi, Ascomycota, Eurotiomycetes, Eurotiales, Aspergillaceae.
AUGUUGGACGAGUCCAGACAUGAUCAAUGCGAGGAAACUCCCUUACUAGGCCACGACCACGCACCGGAGUCCGGCCAUUCCACCCGUGCUCGAUGGGUCCUCAUUGUCUUAAGCCUGGGUAUAAUCGCAGUGAACUUCGGCUCUUAUCUCGCCAUGGCUCCGCAGAUACAAAUAUUUGAGUAUAUCAUCUGCCAAAAACUGCACCCGGAAAUCGCACUUCUUACCCCUCAGGAGCAGAUUGACGCCAGAUGCAAGUCCCCCGAUGUCCAGGGGGAGCUGGCGCUCGUCAAUGGCUGGAAGGAGACGCUCGAUGCGCUGCCGGGAAUUUUUCUGGCUCUUCCGUUUGGUUUGAUGGCCGAUCAAGCUGGACGGAAGAAGGUGCUGAUGUUGAGCUUGAUUGGCUUGAUCAUUGAGGAGGUGGUGGUGCGGAUUAUUGGCAAGGCGAAUAUCUUCUUUCUCAUCUAUGCGUCAACCCAGGUAGCUGAGAUUGUCGCGAGCCCUCUGAGUGCCUGGCUCAUGUCCAGGACACCCUGGCUGCCGUACUUCCUGGGAGUACUGUUCAUGCUUUGUGGCCUAUGUGCUUCCAUAACUGUACCGGAGACGCUGCCCAAGUCGACCAAAUUGAGCGAGCCCGACACUGAAGACGACGAGGCUGAUGAUGACGCACCACGGACGGUCCGUUAUCGUCUAAAGGCCGUCUUGCAUCAUGCCAGGCAUCAGAUCAUGCAUCACAGCCGGUUCAUCUUCGCCGAUCGCAACAUUGGUUGUAUCUCCAUCGCCCUUCUGGCGGCAAACGUGGCUAUCCAGUCCCUUGUGAUCACGCUACAAUACGUCUCAAAACGCUUCUCAUGGUCGAUGGCAGAGGCAAGCUUUCUCAUCUCCCUGAAAGGAAUCACGAACCUCUCGGCCCUACUCCUCAUCCUCCCCGCCGCCUCCAAAGCCCUAGACAGAUUCCUCCCCCCUCUACGCCGAGACCUGCGCAUCUCCAUAGGCAGCAUCCUCACAAUUGUCGUUGGGCACGUCGUCAUGGCACUCGCAGCCAGCCCUACAAUCUUCAUUGUAGGUCUAUCGACCUCCUCGCUGGGAACGGGUUUCUUCCCCGCUCUACGCAGCGUUGCUACGGCAUUGGUGCACGAGGCCGAGAUAGGCCUUUUGGGAACGACAAUUGCCCUGACCCAGAGUAUUGGGGGAAUCGCCGCGGGGCCGAUGAUGGCAGGCACGUUCAAGCUCAGUAUGAAGCUGCACGGGAUAUGGCUCGGUCUUCCGUAUAUAUCAGCGACUGCACUCGUUCUGGUAGCCUGUUGGGCCACCUUGAUGAUCAGAGUACCUCGGUCGGUGUAG